AUGGUAUUAAUCGCAAUCAGUGAAAUAUUUAGCGCACUUAUCAGCAAUUUCGGACCACGAUGCUUACAGCGACGGAAGAGGAUUGAGGGCCAGGUAGUGCUAAUAACCGGCUCUGGUAAUGGUCUCGGUCGAUUAAUUGCUUUGAAUUUUGCUACAUGUGGAUGCAGGCUAGUGUUGUGGGAUAUUGAUGAGAAAAGCAACGCAGAAACGAAACAAAUGUGUGAGGAUUUUGGUGCAGAGGCUCACGUAUUCCGAGUAGAUAUGUCACAGCGUCAGGAAAUAUACGCAGCCGCAGAUCGGGUGAUGGCCGAAAUCGGAGACGUCGAUAUUCUUAUAAAUAAUGCAGGAAUGCUUCGCGAUCCUGGGGAUUUUCUGUGUAAAUCUGAUGACUUCAUCGAGAAGACCGUUCAAGUCAAUAUGUUAGCGCAUAUGUGGAUGGCGAAAGCAUUUCUUCCCCGUAUGAUCGAAAGGAGAUCUGGGCACAUCGUCUGCGUUUGCUCCUUGUCAGCAAUUGUAGGAGCCAGAGCGAUAACACUUCUCAAACCCGAAAUUGUAGCCGAGGAAAUCUUCGACGCUAUACUCACCAAUAAACGGAUACUACUACUUCCUAAAAGUGCUUACACACUUUAUGCUUUGAAAGGGUGA
Haemonchus placei is the source of this 645-nucleotide messenger RNA. The record is from the annotation of a GenBank genome assembly. Lineage: Eukaryota; Metazoa; Nematoda; Chromadorea; Rhabditida; Trichostrongylidae.